Messenger RNA from Symbiodinium pilosum, 1446 nucleotides. The record is from the annotation of a GenBank genome assembly. NCBI's taxonomy places the organism in Eukaryota, Dinophyceae, Suessiales, Symbiodiniaceae.
AUGGCUCUCGCAGGACCGCGAGUACUUUCGGAGGAGAUCCCUCAGCCGAUCGAAGAGGGAUGUCCCGAGCUGGAGCUCGCCCGUCCUUUAGCUGGCCCACUAUGGUGGAACUCGCUGCUCUGGACCAACUUCCCACCCUUGGCGAUGUUCAGCGACAAGUCAUUUCAGGAGGGAAAGAGAUCUGACUUCUUUGCCAGCCUGUCGGCGCUGAACACAGACAGCAGGCUUAGCGAGCAGUAUGUCACAUUCACAGCAGCCCGACACGACUUGUGCACGUCGCGGCCGGUUCCAGAGAAGAACUGCCGGCUGACGGUCGAGUGCAUGCAGUACGAGGGUGUUCGGGACUGCACAUGGAAUUUUCCGCUGCAAGACUACAUUCCCAAGCGUGACAAUCACACUGUACCGGAAAUCCAGGCACGUCGUUUCUGGGACAACAAUGUUGUCCACAUGGGCAUCAAUGCGGAGGAAUUCUCCGACAAAGUGAUGCCCGUGGGUGACGUUGAGGCGGAGAUUCGAAUUGCAGACUUCGCUGGAAAUCCCUCUUGGGGCUACUACCCAUGCGUAAUGCGCAUUGCAGGCUGGCCUUUCAGGCUGCGAAAGAUCGGAACCUUCGAGGGCUACGGCAAGAAUGGGCACCAUGAGCUCAACAUUGGUCUUCAUUAUUUCGAGCAAGACAAGCUCUGGAAUUUAUUGGAAGGUCCUACUAGCCUGGCUGCCACGGGGCCUGAUGGGUCCAUGGUACCCCAGGGAAAUCAACGCCGUGGCUUCAAAUUCUAUGCCAUGUUGACCGACCUGGAUUGGCUCGGGCCCAACUUGGACGGCAAGAAACACGAUGAUGGCGAGGUGCCGCAGGAGAAAGGCUAUGUUUGGUUCACUGUGGAGGAGACCAUAGAAGCUAGUAAAACGUCACCGGUGGCGAUAGGCAAGGCUGUCCGGAUCAAGCUGCUGGAUGAAGGCAUCAUUCCAGCCUGGCUUGAUCUGCACUACAUGCAGGUCUUUGCAGGCGGCAUCCCUUUGGGAUUCUUGAGCCAAGCCGAUGUGGAUUUGGAGUCAGAGGGCGCAGCUUUUGACGACGGGCCAGGAAGUUAUGCGCUCGGUGGAGGGAGCAGUACUCUUGGCAAGGUGAAGGUGCUCCGCACUUCUUCAUACCGUCGCGUGGUUGUGCAGAAUUCUUGCAGCCGCCUUGUCUUCAAGGAUCCUCUGGAAGCCCAGGCGAACGACAUCGUGGAUAUGGGUUGGGCGAUCUUCGACUGCUGCUACAGAGGUGCAACCUUGCGACUGGGCAAGCAUGCCGGCAAGUGGUCUGAUGAUGCUGGCGGUGACUAUGGCAUGGUGGACUUCAAGGCCUCCGGACCACCGCCUUUGUGCCACGGGGAGUACAAGGACAAGGUGACUAUCCAGGCUCCGCGUUCGGACCAUUUGUUCGAGCGACGCUUGGUGAAGUGA